Messenger RNA from Episyrphus balteatus (marmalade hoverfly), 2001 nucleotides. It is a transcript of the gene Ns3, whose product is annotated as large subunit GTPase 1 homolog. Bases 88 to 1950 code for a protein of 620 amino acids. Gene Ontology annotation, biological process: ribosomal subunit export from nucleus. The record is from RefSeq and is a predicted model, not a curated record. Gene Ontology annotation, cellular component: cytosol. Lineage: Eukaryota; Metazoa; Arthropoda; Insecta; Diptera; Syrphidae. The transcript is spliced from 5 exons. Gene Ontology annotation, molecular function: GTP binding; GTPase activity.
UCACAAUCACAAACGUCAAAAUAGAACGGUUUUGUCACUUGUGGACAUGUGCUAAAAAAAUUUUAUAAUAAAAUCCUUACAAGAAAAAUGAGCAAGAAAAAUAAAUCAACUUUGGGUAGAUCUUUAAUAAAAGAUCAUUAUGGACAAGCAAAUCAUAAAAAGAAAGUUAACAAUGAUUCAAUGUUACAUACAACCGAAGUUCAAGACGGCUACGACUGGGGUCGUCUCAAUCUUCAAUCCGUAACCGAAGAAUCAUCAUUUCAAGAGUUUCUUCGUACAGCCGAACUAGCAGGUACUGAAUUUCAAGCUGAAAAACUUAAUAUUGCAUUCGUUAAUCCCAAAAGCAACAUUGGUUUGCUGUCGAAAACCGAAGAGACACUUUUGAAAAAGAAACACUUUGAUAAAAAAGAUUUAUUGAAAAUUCCACGUCGUCCCAAGUGGACUCAAUUUACUACAGCUGAAGAUUUACAAAAAGCUGAAGGUGAAUCUUUUCUCGAAUGGAGACGAAACAUUGCUUUGUUGCAAGAAGAUGACGAAAUGCUUAUGACUCCAUACGAAAAGAAUUUAGAAUUUUGGAGGCAAUUAUGGCGCGUAGUGGAAAAGAGUGAUGUCGUUGUUCAGAUUGUCGAUGCUAGAAAUCCAUUACUCUUUCGUAGUAAGGAUCUCGAAGACUAUGUCAAAGAAGUCGAUGAUGCUAAAAUGAAUAUGAUUCUGGUAAACAAAUCGGAUUUACUGACUCCUGAACAAAGACAAAUCUGGGCAGAGUAUUUUGAUAAAGAAAACAUCAAGGUAGCAUUUUUUUCAGCUGUUCAAGCAGAAGAAGAAGCUAAAGCUGCAAAGUUGAAAGAACAAGAGGAAGAAGAUGAAGAAGAAAAAAAUGCCCAAAACUCUGAUGAAGCCGAAGUUGACGAAGAUGAUGAUGACUCAAAGGCUAUUGCAGUAGAAGAAUUAAGAAAAGCUACCGAGGCAAUAAUAAAAGGCUUGGAUAAAACUGAAGAACAACUGAGAACAAUUGAAAAUCAAAUUGGAGUUGUUCAAAAAACACAAGGAAAUAGUUCGCAACUCCUUAACCGAGCUGAACUUACAGAAUUGUUUAGAAAUGUUUAUCAGGGAACAAAGAAAUUGGAAAAUAUUGUUACUAUUGGUUUAGUGGGAUAUCCAAAUGUCGGUAAAAGUAGUACUAUAAAUGCUUUGAUGGCAGAGAAAAAAGUAUCUGUUUCGGCAACUCCUGGAAAGACGAAACAUUUUCAAACUUUGUUUUUGGAAAAAGAUAUUAUGCUUUGUGAUUGUCCUGGUUUAGUUAUGCCAAGUUUUGUAUUAACUAAAGCCGAUAUGAUAUUAAAUGGAAUCUUACCAAUUGAUCAGAUGAGAGAUCAUGUCCCGCCAGUCAACUUGUUGUGCGCUCGCAUUCCAAAACAUAUUCUUGAAGAUAAAUAUGGUAUCAUAAUUGCUAAACCAAUAGAAGGCGAAGAUCCCAACAGACCUCCUCAUGCAGAAGAAUUACUUUUAGCAUAUGGAUAUAAUCGAGGAUUUAUGACAGCAAAUGGACAACCCGAUCAGUCACGGUCUGCACGUUAUGUGCUUAAGGACUAUGUUAAUGGAAAACUUCUCUAUUGUCAUGCCCCAAAUGGAGUUGAACAAGAAUCAUUUCAUACCUUUCCAGCUCGUGUAAGGAAAGAAAUUGAAGAGGAAUCACUUCCCAAACAACAACAAAGAGCUAUGCGAAUAAAUAAAAACACUGCUGCAAAUGAAAUAAAUGAUCAAUUCUUCAAGACGAACAGUGGAGCACCCCACGCUAAAGGUCGUGCUAGUUUUCCACAUAUUGGUAAUAGUAGUCAAGGUGAUGUCGAUGGACAAGCAACAGGUGUCCCCAACAAACCAUGGCGACGACCCAAAAAAGAGAAACGUGAGAAACUUCGAAAGAAGUUUGUUCACUUGGAUCAGCAUUAGUGUGUUAUUUUUAAUUUAUUUUUUAUUUCUUAAAGUAUACCUAACAUUGAA